Molecule: messenger RNA, 1443 nt
Organism: Acytostelium subglobosum LB1
Lineage: Eukaryota; Evosea; Eumycetozoa; Acytosteliales; Acytosteliaceae
Exons: 2
Coding region: 1-1443 (480 amino acids)
Cellular component (GO): SWI/SNF complex
Molecular function (GO): protein binding
Source: RefSeq, a predicted model, not a curated record
AUGGAGAUAGAUGAUAAGAAUGGCAAUCACAAGAGAGACUUGGAUGAGUCGAUGAAUGGUGAUGAUGAUUCUUCACCUGUAUCAAAGAACAAAGAGAAGAGAUCAAAGCAUAAGCAUCAUCGUCAUCAUGAUGAUGAAGAGUCAUCACCAACUACAUCUACAACAACGACAACUACAACAACUACUACAACUACAUCAACUACAUCACCUACACCUUCACCAUCAAUAUCAAUGUCAAUGUCAACAUCACCUCAGCUUGAGAUUGAUCAACCCAAGCUACACCAACAACCUCAACAACAACCUCUACAACCUCAACAACCUCCACAACAAAUGAUAUUACAAUCUGAUUUCUCAACGAUAACUGAAUGUUCAUGGUAUAGACCUAACGAGAUAUCAGAGUUUGAGCGUAAUAAUAUGGUCGAGUUCUUUAGAGGCGACUCACCAAUCAAGACACCAGAGUCAUACAAAGAGUACCGCGACUUUAUGAUCAGCACGUACAACCAGAACCCAUACCAGUACCUCACGCUGACAGCCGUCCGUCGCAACAUUGUCGGCGACGUCUGCUCAAUAAUGCGCGUUCACGCCUUCCUCGAGCAGUGGGGCCUCAUCAACUACUACGUCAACCCAGACAGCGGCGCGCUCGUCCCCACACCGCUCUCAGUGGCCGUCGCCAACAAGAGGCCGGACGGCGCGGCCGGCGACGAGUGGUCCGAUCAAGAGACCCUGCUCCUAUUGGAGGCCAUCGAUACAUUCGGCGACAGCUGGUCGGAUGUGGCCAAUCAUGUGGUCACCAAGUCAAAGGAGCAGUGUCUGAUGCACUUUCUGCGAUUGCCCAUCGAGGACACAUUCCUUGAGGACAACUUCAAUCGAGCCGUUGAGUAUAGGAAGCAGCUGACGAACAAUGAACAACAACAACAACAACACGACGUUGUCAAAACCAUCGAGUUCUUGUCGCGAUCAGUCAAUGCCAAUGUAUGUCGCGCGGCAACAGACGCAGCUAACAAGGAGCUGAGCAAAACACACAAGAUAGACGUUGAGUCAUCCAAAGAGAUUCAAUCCCUUGUAUUCCACGUCAUCAAUGAUCAGGCCAAGAAGCUAGACACCAAGCUAAAGUACUACUCUGACCUGGAGGAAUCUUUGGACAAGGAUAGGAUAAUGUUGGAGAAAUCACGUCUGGCGGUAUUUGCAGAGAGACUACAGUUGUUGAAGGCAACCACACAGUCCAAUCAAUCAAUGGAUACAAGUGCUGUGGAUAGUAGCAACGAUGACAUUUCAAUGGACUUGACUGAUAUGCCAUCGACAAUGACAACAUCAUCGGAGCCCCCAAUGACUACAGCGACAACAGCGACUACAACGACUACAACAGAGACACCAAUCACAAUGAUACCAACAGACGCAUCUAUGUUAACAGCAGAUGGCAAUAACAAUGCAAUGAACGUGUAA